Molecule: messenger RNA, 2802 nt
Organism: Arthroderma uncinatum
Lineage: Eukaryota; Fungi; Ascomycota; Eurotiomycetes; Onygenales; Arthrodermataceae
Product: WD repeat-containing protein 75
Exons: 3
Coding region: 1-2802 (933 amino acids)
Biological process (GO): positive regulation of transcription by RNA polymerase I; positive regulation of rRNA processing
Cellular component (GO): nucleolus
Molecular function (GO): protein binding; RNA binding
Source: RefSeq, a predicted model, not a curated record
AUGACGGAAAAGAGGGUUAGACGGCCCGAGGAGGCGCACAGCGAGAAGCCGAACCGAGAGCGGCAGCGCAUCAAACGCCGUAGACUCGACGAAGCUGCUAAGGAAUCUCCAAAGGCGCCAAAGAAGUCGCCCAAGAAGUCGCCCAAGAAGGAUGCUGGUGCAAUUGCAAAGGCCGACGGGGAGUUGGCUGUGUCCAAGGAGAUCAGUGUGGUAAAGCCGACGAAUGAGGAGAAAAGGACCGCGGAUGGCUGGCGAUUGUCGUCUCAGGCGGGCGGCCGUCUACUAAACCUGGAUCCUGUAUUUUCUACAGACGAGAAUUAUAUAAUUCUGUCACUUGAAUCUGCUGUCCAAGUAUACUCCAUGGCGACCUCGCGUGCCGUUCGCGCCCUCACACCCCACGGCCGCACUCGGAUUACCGGUUGCGUGCUCUCUCCCGUCGACGAAGAGAUAGUGUACGUCUCAAACUUAUACGGCGAGGUGUUCGAAUGGAACUGGACAACUGGGGAGAAACGGCAAACCAUGCGGAUUCCAGGGUGUGUUCUGUCCAUUGGGACCGGCCCGGCGCAGAUGGAAAAUGGCGAGGACGCGACCGACCAGGCACUUAUAUUUGCGCUUGCAAAGCAGAGUAGCGGAAAGCACGAGAUAUCGCUUAACGUGUUCGAUAAAUCAAAUAAGGCCCAGUCGCGCCGUGCCGUUAUAUUGUCGACUGCCACGCCAAUCCAAGAUUUUAGGCUUGCCGCAGAUGGUUCCGUGGUUGUUGCGGUGGCCGACGAUAUUCUUGUUAUUGGUCAUCGGACUAGAGAUGCCGAGGGCGAUGACGCUAUGCAAGGAGUGGAAUAUACAUGGCGAGAGGUGCAGUUGCCUGUUAAACCGACAUGUUUCGAUAUACGAGAAGCUGCCGAGGCAACCGCAGUGAAGGGGGGGAAAGGAAUAGUGAUUGAUAUGGCACUGGGCGAGGAUGGGGGAUCCAUUGUCGUGUAUAACGAUAUAUUGAAUACGCUUCAGGGGCUGGAGAAUCCUCGUACGGCUGAACCCGGGCUAUCAUCGCAUAAGCUUCAUUGGCAUCGCGGACCUGUCAAGACGGUUCGAUGGUCGAAAGACGGAAACUAUCUCAUAUCCGGUGGCCUAGAGACUGUUUUAGUCCUCUGGCAGCUGGACACUGGCCGAAAACAAUUUCUGCCUCAUCUCUCUUCGCCAAUCUGCAACAUAGUUGUGUCUCCCAAGGGCAGCAGUUAUGCCGUGAAGCUAGAUGACAACUCUACCAUGGUUUUAACAACAUCUGAAUUGAAGCCCAUUGCCAGCAUGAACGGGCUACAGAUCCGCGACGAUGCCUCAAACAACUCGACCCAAAAUGUCCAGCACCGGCCGGUGAAAAAGACCAAAGCCAAACUCCCAGCAGGCCGGCUGCCAGUGCUCAUUCACCCGCUAUACACUGACCAUCUCCUUCUUCCCGUCUCCACGUCCCUGGCACACGAGACAUCUAUAUCAUCAUACCUCCAAACCUUCGAUAUGCGCUCCAGUCAGCAAGUCUACCGUCAGGCCCUAGCUCGCACCAACGUAUCGGUCCUCAACGUGGGCCCACAGGGGACUCAGCUUACUACCCCAGAUAUCAAGUUCAUCCAGAUGUCCUCCGAUGGCGCCUGGCUCGCGUCAGUCGACGAAUGGAGGCAAUACCAGGACGAUGUGAACGUCCUGUAUCCCGGCAUCGAACAUGGAGACCGCGAGCCAACACGGGAAAUCCACUUCAAAUUCUGGCACUGGAACGAGCAUUCUGCAGAGUGGGAACUUGUGUCCCGUAUCAACUCCCCCCAUACUUCUACCUCAGGCGAGCCAGUGUCGAUAUUGGACCUCGUGGCGCAUCCUCAGGGGUAUAUGUUCGCUACCGUAGGCUCUGACGGAUUCCUAAGACUGUGGGUUCCGGACAACAGAAGGUCGCGGAAACUGAAAAGCCGUGGGGGCAACAAUAUACCGGUUAAGUCCUGGCAGUGCUCGCAUGCCAUACCGCUGGAAACACCUGCCGCCCAGCCCGCAGCCUCCCUCAGCUUUUCAGAAGACGGCUCUACUCUCGCCGUAUGCUGGUCAAGCGCCUCUCGCGGCCAGCUCGUCCACCUCAUCGACCCUGAAACCGGACACGUCCACCUCUCACGCGAGAGUCUGUACACCGGCUCUCCACAAGGCUGCGGCUUCCUCGAUCGACACAUGGUAAUUGUCUCUGACACCAUCUCCGUCUGGGAUACAGUGUCCGACCGAAUCCUCUCCUGCAUCAGCCCGGGGGAACCCGGUAGCAAACCUCAGUCUCUCCUUGCCAUCAACCCCCGCAACCGCACUUUUGCAACCUGCUUCUCAUAUGCUUCAGUCAAACAUAAUGAAAAGACGGGCAAACCAAAGAGUAAACCGCGCUUCCAAUUCGCUAUCUUCAACCCCGAGUCGCCAUCGCUAGUAUUCCAGUCUACCCUGGAGCGUCCGCCGCUCGCUCUGCUUCCCGAUCUUAGGACAGGCGAGUAUAUAAUCGUCGAUUCAUCCGCGUGUAUAUCUCGAGCGACAUCGGGUGUGGCGUCUGUUCAUCUGGAUUCCACAUUCGCCGACUCCAACGUUCCUCUCAAGAGCGGACUGGAGGAUAUAUUCGGCUCGUAUAGGCUUCUCUCUAACGAGACAGGCAGUCGGCCAUCAGAAGAUCAGCUCCUAGCUGGUGCGACGGAGAAGAAGAGCCUGACUGAUGUGUUUGAUGUCGGGCCGUCCUUUGCCUUGCCUAGCGUUGACACACUGUUUAAAAACGUUGUUGACAUCUUUGCAAAGACAUGA